AUGCCCGCUACAGCUCGCGGCGACGGAGUAUCCGAUGAAAAGUCCAAGAACGGGGAUUCUUCAAAUUCACACCUUCAACCACAUCGAAAGGAAGUUAGCCCGACGCAAUGGGGGGUCGCUGCGCCGUGUAGCAGCGAAACCUUCAAAACUCGCCGUCAUGACCACAAACCGCUGGCUAAAAACUGGGAUCACCGCUUGACCCCCGAAUCAGCAAGUCGAACCGGCUCCUCCCUCAAAGCCGCCUUCAAGCACCUCCAAAAUCCGGACGUCAUAUCCCUAGGCGGCGGCCUCCCACCAAGCGACUACUUCCCCCUCUCAGCCAUAACCCUAACCGUCCCACCCCUCAACCCCUCCCCCCAAACCGACGCCAACCCCGCAACCCCAGCCCCCCACCACCACCUCCACGCCACCAAACACGACCUCUCGCACACCCUCAGCCCCUACGACCUCACCACCGCCCUCAACUACAGCCAAUCCAACGGCUCUGCCCCGCUCCUCCGCUGGCUAACCGAGCACACCGAACACCUCCACAACCCGCCCUAUGCCGACUGGGCAUGCACCGCGACGAUCGGCAACACGUCUGCGCUGGACAUGGCGCUGCGCAUGUUCGCGCGCCGCGGCGACGCCGUCCUGGCCGACGCGUACACGUUCUCCUCGGCCGUCGAGACGGCGGCGCCGAUGGGGGUGCGCUUCGUCGGGGUCGACAUGGAUGAGCAGGGCAUGGUGCCGGGGAGUUUGAGGCGGGUGCUGGAGACGUGGGAGGAGGGGGCAAGAGAGGGGGAAAGAGGAGGGGCGCGGAGGCCGGGGUUGUUGUAUGUGGUGCCGACGGGGCAGAAUCCGACGGGGGUGACGCAGGGGGUGGAGAGGAGGAGGGAAAUUUAUCGUGUCGCGCAGGAGUGGGAUUUGAUCGUUUUGGAGGACGAUCCGUAUUACUUUUUGCAGCUGGAUCUGCCGGGGACCGGAGAAGGGGCCGGCAGGGGCCCGCGUACGCCGGAGCAGCUGCUUGAGAGGCUGGUGCCGUCGUACUUGAGCAUGGAUACGGAUGGGAGGGUGGUGCGGAUGGAUUCGUUCAGCAAGGUCGUCUUUCCGGGGGCGCGGGUCGGGUGGAUCACUGCGUCGCAGCAGAUUGUGGAGCAGUACAAACAUCACGCCGACGUCUCGACGCAAGGCCCGGCCGGGCUGAGCCAGCUAGCGCUUUUCAAGCUGCUGGAUGAGCAUUGGGGCCACGCCGGCUACCUGAGCUGGUUGCUGCAUAUUCGGAGCGAGUACACGAGGCGGCGGGACUUUACCAUCGAGGCGUGCGAGCGGUAUUUGCCCGCCGGUAUUGUCAGUUGGAAGCCGGCUGAGGCUGGCAUGUUUCAAUGGCUGAAGGUGGAUUGCAGUAGCCAUCCCCAUGUUAAAUCCAAAACCGCCGCCGAGAUCGAAGAAGAAGUCUGGCUUGAGAGCAUCAAACGAGGAGCCCUUGUGGCCCGAGGUAGCUGGUUCCGUGUACCGGACGAUAGACCGCAUCGUGAUGUCUACUUCCGGAUCACAUUUGCGGCCGCUUCACUCGACAAAAUUGCCGAGGCUGUUAGACGUUUUGGGAAUGCCGUACACGAGUUAUUCCAUAGAGGAUAG
Molecule: messenger RNA, 1617 nt
Organism: Lasiodiplodia theobromae
Lineage: Eukaryota; Fungi; Ascomycota; Dothideomycetes; Botryosphaeriales; Botryosphaeriaceae
Product: DNA methylase N-6 adenine-specific conserved site
Exons: 3
Coding region: 1-1617 (538 amino acids)
Biological process (GO): aromatic amino acid catabolic process; L-tyrosine biosynthetic process
Molecular function (GO): L-2-aminoadipate:2-oxoglutarate transaminase activity; pyridoxal phosphate binding; aromatic-amino-acid:2-oxoglutarate transaminase activity
Source: RefSeq, a predicted model, not a curated record